This is a messenger RNA of Penicillium maclennaniae, 2214 nucleotides long. RefSeq lists its product as uncharacterized. The coding region runs from base 1 to 2214 and encodes 737 amino acids. The record is from RefSeq and is a predicted model, not a curated record. NCBI's taxonomy places the organism in Eukaryota, Fungi, Ascomycota, Eurotiomycetes, Eurotiales, Aspergillaceae. The transcript has a single exon.
AUGGUGAGGCCUGCUGUGCCUGCUGCGGACGUUGUGCCGCAGACAAUGUCACGGUAUCGAUCUGUUCGAGAGGCGAAUGGUGCCGACCGCCAUGAGAAAGCGCUUCCUCCCCAACAUGGCGCAACAAGUGACCAGAACCCCUCAAUCGCGAGAAGCAUGUCUCGAUACCGUCGCAACCGCCCUGCUGUGAAUACCACCAACACUGCAGUGCCCAAUCCACCGAUCCCCCCUAUACCAAGUCUUGCUUGCGCAAAACCCUACGAGGCGUCUUCUGUACCAACCGCCAACCUGUCACUGAGCGCGCAAGAAGAGCUCACGCGCGGGAAACACAGACAAGAUGCGAUGGCACAGCUCGAGGGCGAGAAGCAGCCAUCUCUCGAUCGUACGUUACGGCCGGUGAAAUCUGAGAAGAACGUGCACAUUCAAAAGGAUGUGGGCAAAACAAAGCUCCCCCGUUCGGCGCCAACGGCUGCUGAUUUAGAGAGUCGUCGAGCCAGCGCACAUGCGCCGUCCUGUGAGAAUACGCGCAAGUCCUUCUUCCAGAAGAUGGGCCUCGCGAAGACGCAAGACUCUGCGCCAAGGUAUAUUGGAGUUGGCGGAGGGGGUAUUGUUCCUGGAAUAGAUGCGCCCAUUUCAGCGGUGAAUGCUGGAGAACGCCAAGUUCUUGUGCAAUACAGCGAUAAUUUGCUCAAGCUCUCCGUGACUCCAUCUACUCAAGUGCAAGAUUUGCUCGUGUCCGCCUCUCAGAAGUUGUCGCGUGACAUCGACCCUGAAAAAUUCAUCGUCCGGGAAUCUUUCGACCAAGUUGGCUUGGAGAGAAAUUUGCGAAGAUAUGAGCGUGUCCGAGACAUCAUGAACUCCUGGUCACACGAUGCAGACAAUAGGCUGAUCGUUAUUCCUCCUUCGAGCAUGGAUGCCCUUGCCGAAUUGGACGCCAAUCUUGUUCCAAGCGAGAAGCCUUCUGAGACAAGUGCCUACCUCUACUACUCUCAGCGACCCGGCAAAUGGGACAAGCGGUGGGUGACAUUAUCUUCCACGGGGCAAGUGACUAUUGCAAAGAAGGAGUCUUCCAAAGAUCAUACUGUCAUAUGUCACCUCUCCGAUUUUGACAUAUACAAGCCUAAUGCACGGUCUCUUGCAAAGGAAAUUAGACCUCCCAAAAAGAUCUGCAUGGCCAUCAAAAGUCAACAGAAGUCUUCCAUGUUCCUGUCUACCGAGAAAUUUGUGCACUUCUUCAGUACCAAUGACCGCGCUAUGGCUGACAAGUGGUUCACGGUGAUCCAGGCGUGGCGGAGUUGGUAUCUUGUCAACAAGAUGGGGGCAACCGAGAAGAGCGAGGCCGGAAUCCAUCUUCCAUCAAGGUCUCUCACGUACCGCCAGAAUGGUGAGACGGUGCCACGCCCAUCCACGGCUAAGGAUGUUUACGCUUCUAAGAAGAGCAGUCGGGACCAUGCUCCUCCACCGUCGUCCUUCUCCAAGGAGUUGGCCAUUGAUAUUCCGGGAAGACCCUCUGCAGAACUGGAGAACACCACCUUCUCUCCCACCGGUUUGCUGGGUCGAUCAUAUUCUCAGCGAAAACAGGCGAUGCAUGAAAGGGAUGAACGGGCAAAGCGUGCGAAAGAAGACCCUUUCACCGACCAGGGUUUGCUGAAUGAGAGCCCUAUACACCCGCUCGAUCACUCCAACAGCCGCACAAACACCAUGACUCGUGCACCGGAUGGCCUCAGCCGGUCUCUGUCCGCCAGCCAAAAACCAAAACCUCUUAUUGACUUAACGCCCGUUUUCCAGGAGGCACCACAACAUAUCCGUAAAGGCCGCGGUGUAACCGUUGAACCCGGUGUGAAACUUGUCGACGCUGCCACUGGACCCGAAUUAGCUGCCAACACGAUAGCCAUCCCUCCCGCAACUUCAUGGCGUAGACCAUCCGUCGAAAUACCUGCCCAGACCCGUAACCGCUCAAAUACCACCCGCAGCGUCCGCCAAGUCACAGCACCUCACAAAUCCUCCCAACUCAGCUCUGCCGAAGCCAGUCCCACUAUGCCGCCCAAUCCCUUCCAACCUAACAGUCUGUUGACCUCUAAAAAGGUCACCAGCCAACCCAAACCAUUCAAAGGGCGAGGCGUGGCAACAGGUGAUCGCAAUGCGACGCAGCCAAUGCUGGACUUGUCGCCAGAAAAUCCAUUCGCAGAGGGAAGUCUGCUGCGUCAGCUUUAA